Messenger RNA from Colletotrichum truncatum, 1383 nucleotides. Its product is annotated as benzoate 4-monooxygenase cytochrome P450. Lineage: Eukaryota; Fungi; Ascomycota; Sordariomycetes; Glomerellales; Glomerellaceae. The record is from RefSeq and is a predicted model, not a curated record.
AUGUCACCAAACCAAGCUCUCCUUAGUCAACAUCCCUGUCAAUGGAAGCCUGGACCUCCUGGGUAUUACUUUCGACAGCAAGAUACGAGGGAGAAACUAGUAGUGCGGCAAGUCUAUAAUACUCCUGGCCAUAUUAACUAUCACAUGAUAUUUGCCAUUCAGCUUCGCUACUCCUUGUCGGAAGCCGAUGCCGAAAGCAGAGUUCGCAAGGCUUGGAUUUGGCUUCGGUGUGCCCAACCAUCCAUCGCAGCUGUUGCCAAAGGAACACAGAUGACCUACACGGUCCUCCUUCCUGAAGAUGUGGAUGCCUGGGCCGCCAAGACCUUCUUUGUUCACAAAUCAGCGGAGUCAGCUCUGUCCUUAUCCGCAAAGCUGGCACCAGUGAGCGAAAUGCAGUUGCAUUUCUUACCUACAACGAAAGAGCUAGUUAUUUGUACGUCACAUGAGCAUGCCGAUGGACAUGGGGUGCUCAUCCUGUUAAAUGCGACGGUCAAAGCCAUAGCCAUGCCAUCUGCAGCGCAGUUUGAGAGGCAAGCAGAACGCCUAUCGCCACCACUAGAUGUUGCAGCUGAUAUUCCUACUGUAUCCUCUGAUAUGAUACACUGGACAACAGACUUGCUGCAAAAGCGGAAGGCAAGAGCAGCUCGUCCACUGUACAUUUUAGCAGAUCGUCCGGGACCGGGCGUCAACGAAGUCAGUACUUUACGCAUGGUAAUGUCCGACAAAGACUCUGCGAAUAUACUCAGAUCGGCAAAAUUCCACAAGGUUUCCGUUAACGAUCUGAUGAAUGGCGCAGUGGUUAUGGCAACAAAGAAAUGCGAGCAUGUCCGUGACGGCAACUGGCUAGGGGGCGUAACAAUGGACGCUAGGCACUUGUGCAAGCCCCCCUUCAGUAGCCAAGAACACGCGGCUACUAUUUACUUUGUUGCAUGCCCCUCGUAUAUUGAUAAUCCUGGAUCGAUACUGGAUGCAGUGAAUCAGAUUCAGAAACAGCGCCUUGCAUUUCAGGAGAACCCUGAAGCGCUUCGGAUUUCACAGCUGAUGCUUGAUCUGGUAAGCUUAAGUAACAAUAAGCUUCACAGUACAAGCCCUAGUGAAAAAACUCAGUCUCAGGUGGAAUACAGUGGUUUAGGAAAGUUGGAUGUCUGGUUAGCACAAGCCCACGGGGACGUGGAGAUCAUGGACUUCUGGCUUAGUCUUGGUCACUACACAGCCGCCAUCGGGGUGUAUUGCUACACUUACCGAGAUCGUCUCAGCUUUACGCUUAGUUACAACUCCGGUUUCCACAGUGAGAGGAGCAUGGAAUCAUUUAUGCAAGCCCUGAAGACCACCAUCAGCGAGUUCAUUACUGGCUAUGCGGAGGAAAACGCCAAACCUUGUUGA